This is a messenger RNA of Danio aesculapii, 1465 nucleotides long. RefSeq names its product V-set and transmembrane domain containing 4a (gene vstm4a). The transcript has 8 exons. The record is from RefSeq and is a predicted model, not a curated record. Lineage: Eukaryota; Metazoa; Chordata; Actinopteri; Cypriniformes; Danionidae. Bases 130 to 1119 code for a protein of 329 amino acids.
GAGCAUGCACUGUUUCAGAUUACACACACAGUGAGAGGGAGAAAAGAGAAAGAAAAGGAGAGAAAAUCCCUGGGACUCCUUUCUUUUCUUGACGUUUAGUCGGGUUUAUGGAGCCUACGGGUCUGCAAAAUGAAGCUCUCCGCUGUUGCGAUAGUUCUCCUGACUAGAGUAUUUAUUGGAGAGCUGAGUGAUGCUUUAAAUGUGACCGUCACGCCUGGCCCAGUCAGCAUGUGUAUGGAGGGAGACAACAUCACUUUGUCCUGCUUAGUGUCUCAGAAGAAGAGAAGCAGCAGUGUUUUAGUUCUGCGCUGGCUCUACUUCCCCACCCCUGAAGACGAGCAUCUUGUGGUGAGGAUGGGCAUGAAGAAAGCCAAGUAUUAUGGCAACUACAGCAAGCUCUUUCCUCAGACCAAGUUUCUCCUUUGGGAAGAAAAUGAUGGACAGAUCUACCGUCUGCUGAUCAAAAAUGUGUCACUGGAGGAUGGGGGAAACUACACCUGUAAAGUGCAGGAAAUACGGAAACACAGAAACAAGUGGAGGGCCUCGUCCAAUGGUACAGGGAGCACGGAAUUACGAGUACAUCAUACACCGAGCACAGGAAAAGCUGAUGUCAUACGGCGAAUGUUUGAAGAUUUGUAUCUGUGUGCUGUGCUCAUCUGCUCUAUUGGUCUGGUCUGUAUGCUUGUCUUUGCCUUGACUAUCACAUGUCAGCAUCUGCAGCACAAACGAAGACUACGAGCCAGCUAUAACCUGGUCAAGUGUCCAGAAAACAGUUCAGGAGAGACAGUAACCAGUGUGUCCAGCUGCUCUCCUACAAUGCACAGAAAAGAGAAACGACACAAACCACAGUCCAGAGAAGUCAUUGAACCACCGCCACCACCACAGAUACCAGCUAAAGCACCUGCACCAAGAAAACCCCGCAGAACCAAACUUUUAAAGGCACAACCUACAAAAACGUCAAGGGUUUUAGAGGACAGUCUGACAUAUGCAGAGCUGGAGCUGGUGAAACCCAAGCCUGUGCUUAAAACAGACAUGACUGGAUGUGCACAACUUGAGCCUAAAACACACUGCAGCGGGACUGUAUACGCCCAAAUACUCUUCGUGGAGAAGCAAGUGUAAAUAUGUAUAUUAAACGGAAAUUAUUUAUGAGAUUUUGUUUUAUAUUUUGUACCUACAGUACAUACUGGAUGUGUUAGGUAUGCCACGUGUACUAGUUUUACUAGUAUAAAAUCUUUAAUACAACAGUAGCAUUUUCUUUUAUUAUGUAUGUGGGCACAUUAUUGUACCUAUGCAUUUGAUACCUUUUUUAAAGAAAAAAAUAAAAUGGUGGAUUUAUAUCCAAACAUGAAUCGUUUGAUUAUGCAUUUUUUAAAAAGAAAAAUAUGUAACAGUUUUAUUUUUUGCUGUGUUGUAUGAAAUAAAGAUUACUCCUCUAAAAUCAGAGGACAAUUCAGUAUGAGCAAAA